CUUUGACAAGAAGCUUGGGCUCUGGGAGCUGAAGGAAGGCGGUGAUAAGGAGCAGAUGCAAUCGGCUGCAGCAUUUUGUCAAUGACAGGAAGUGGGAGUAGUGAUGGGUACAGGAAAUCUGCCUGAAUCCAUGUCACCGUGCGCUCCCGGAGUAUUCCUGUCCUCAGCUGCGAGCAGAUAACAGCUGAUAGCAGUGAAAUGCCCGGGGGGGCAGGGAGGUGAACCGGCUGCACGCCAGCCUGGCUGCUGCUUGCACCGCUGCCGUGCUCCCGCGCAGCACCGGAGCCUUGGUGCCGUUGCAUCGCGUGUAGGUGUUGCCCCUGCACUCUGAUAAAGCUGUCUAGACUUCGUUUGGUGAUAAGGACCCGCCUGCAGCUGUGAUGGGAGUAGCUGUUUUCUGCCUGUGAGUGCGGCCUGUGCCCAGAGCCUGGCUCCCGUCACAGCCCCUCUGUGGCAGGCGUCUGGUGCACCGCCCCGAGGCUGCCUUAGGACCGCUCUUGGAGGCAGCGUUUAAUAGCUACGGGCCCUUAAGUAAUAGUAAGGGCCUUUAGGCUAAUUAAGCUAACACUGAAUAUAGAAACUUUUGAGUGUCCUGUGGUCUGGAGGGCUGACAGCCAGCGCCGCUUCCCGUUACGGCUUACGUGGAGCUUCUGAAGACCUCUGCGUUGAUGGUCUGGAGCUGCUGUCUUGUGAGCCUGGGAGAGGAGGAAGGAGUUAAAGUUGCAACCUGCCUCCAGGUGGAUCCAGUGCGCGACCUGCAGCGUCCUUAACUCUUGGCGCUCCUGCACUUAGACCACAAUGGCAGGUCGAGGUGGAGCUGCUCGACCGAAUGGACCAGCCGCCGGGAACAAAAUCUGCCAGUUCAAACUUGUUCUCUUAGGAGAGUCGGCAGUGGGGAAAUCCAGCCUCGUUCUGCGCUUCGUGAAGGGGCAGUUCCACGAGUACCAGGAGAGCACGAUUGGAGCUGCCUUCCUAACGCAGACGGUCUGUCUGGAUGACACAACGGUGAAGUUUGAAAUCUGGGAUACGGCAGGGCAAGAACGGUAUCACAGCCUGGCACCCAUGUACUACCGAGGUGCCCAGGCAGCCAUUGUUGUCUACGACAUCACUAACACAGACACAUUUGUACGAGCCAAGAACUGGGUGAAAGAGUUGCAGAGGCAGGCUAGCCCCAAUAUUGUAAUUGCACUAGCAGGAAAUAAGGCAGACCUUGCUACCAAGAGAGCCGUGGACUUCCAGGAUGCACAAACAUAUGCAGAUGACAACAGCUUGCUGUUCAUGGAGACGUCGGCGAAGACAGCGAUGAAUGUGAACGAAAUCUUCAUGGCAAUAGCCAAGAAACUGCCAAAAAAUGAACCCCAGAACGCUCCGGGUGGUCCGGGCAGGAAUCGGGUGGUGGACCUUCAGGAGAGCAGUCAGCCCAGCAGGAGCCAGUGCUGCAGCAAUUGAGCAGCUGAUCCCACCCGCCGGAGCCCUUGAAGGACGUGACUGGAAUCCAUGCUAACAAUCGCACUUACCGUAGAGCGGCUGCUGCUGGUGGCUGCUGUGAUUUCUCCAUCCCUUUCUGAUCAUAGGCUGGAGGGGAGUUCUUCCACCUGCACCUUUCUGUACAAAUACUAAUUAAAUUCUAAGUCUUAAGUCACUUUUUUAAUAUAUGAACUUCUCUUCCCUCUUCCUGGUGGUGGUGGAUGCACGACCUGGUGUCUGCCCAGCCAGCUCAUCCCUUCCCACGGGUGAGGGCCAGCAGCACCCAGGUCCCACAGUACUGUAGUUCACUGUUGGAAACAAAGGGAUAUUGAGACUAGACAAACCUUGGUUUAAAAUUACCCACGUGCAAAAGCUAAGGCUAACACCAGUACGAUAUGCCUAGAACAACCACUAAACUGUAGCAUUAUAGCGACAAACCCUGGCUCUUCGGCCACUUAUUGACCAAAUCAAUUAUGAGUAUUUUGGGGUGGGGCAGAGGGAAGCAAAACUGGUUUCUUCUGUAUUUUGUAUUGUAUGUUUCUUCAUGUAACCAAUCAGUAUCUUGUCAAUAUAGUACAUACAACUA
This is a messenger RNA of Cygnus atratus (black swan), 2053 nucleotides long. RefSeq names its product RAB5C, member RAS oncogene family (gene RAB5C). The coding region runs from base 799 to 1449 and encodes 216 amino acids. The transcript has 6 exons. The record is from RefSeq and is a predicted model, not a curated record. NCBI's taxonomy places the organism in Eukaryota, Metazoa, Chordata, Aves, Anseriformes, Anatidae. Gene Ontology annotation, molecular function: GTP binding; GTPase activity.